Molecule: messenger RNA, 2814 nt
Organism: Solenopsis invicta (red fire ant)
Lineage: Eukaryota; Metazoa; Arthropoda; Insecta; Hymenoptera; Formicidae
Exons: 12
Coding region: 218-2683 (821 amino acids)
Source: RefSeq, a predicted model, not a curated record
ACAAAAAUGCAUAGUUCAAACUUCAUGUUUGUAUCUAUUGUUUUAAAACUUAGAAAGACAAUAUUUCUUCAUAAAUAUCACGUGGCUUUAAUUGGAAUAAAUGCCUAACUCGAGACAGAAGGAGAUUGCAUGUAAUGGCUUUGGUAUGUAUUAUGGGUUUCCCUAAGUAUCGUGUAUCAAAAUUUACACAUAAAAAGAUAUCUACGAUUGUGCAACGAUGCCCGUCAACGCCCAGAUUUACUUUCGCGUUCAUAUUAUCGUCAAUGUAACUGAAGACACAUUACCCCUCUGUAAACUCUCGCGAACGAAACUUUAUAAGUAUGCCGCACAUUUUUGUGUCGAGUCUUUCGUUCGAGGUUUUCCUUGCGACUACGGUGGAAUGGAAUUGCGCGUGUUCCGAUUUUUUGUGACGUGCUAUCUGACUUGCGUUCUAUGCAGAAAUGCAGUCGAUGGAUCAACGCUCGCUACAGUUUUUCCGUCAAUUAAUAACGUUUCUGAACCGGAUACGAAAAUGUCUGAGAUAGGCAAUACGCGAACCGAGCAAUCAAUCGAGACGGAAACGAGGCCGGAUGGGAUUACUUUGAAAGAUGAUUGGCUUAUGCCUGAAACUCCACGAGAAACUCCGGAGAUGCAGGAUCAAUCAAUGAAGACGAGAAUCUUGAACAAUUUGAAAGAAGCAAAUUGUUUUAGGUACUGUAUACAACAAUUGGAAAAUGGCAAUGGUUUUGAAGAAAUUAAUCUUGUUUGGUCAUUUGCCGAUCAAAACGGAAAUGAUUACUUUUUAUUAAAAAAUAGAGAGAAUCAAAAUUUAAAGAUAUUAAGACAUACAUCUGUCGAUAACAAAAGUUUAACAAUCUUAGACUACUGCAGUAUUUAUCUUAAUUUGAACUGUGACAUUGUAAACAUGGAAAGAAAUUUUAUUCAUAACGAAUUGUAUUCAAGUUUCACACACAAUUUUAAUCGACAAAAUGAAAAAAUAUUGAAAAAUGAUUUUUCGAGUACCAUUACAGAAUUCUCAAAAAAAUUAGUGCACAGGACUAAUUUGAGCGGAUAUACUGAAAUCAAUUUUGAAACUGCUGAUGCCAAUGUGACUAGAAUUGAGAUUAACAUUUUGGGAAAUCUUACACAUGCAGUUUUAAUAAUCCCUACAAACAAAACAGUGCAGAGACCAGGGAUAGUGAUGUCAUUGGUAAAUGCAAGCAACACGAAAGGGAUGGCUAUCGGCGCGCGCAACAUUCCGGGUAGAUGGUGCAUAAAGCUAACAGGCGUGGAAAAUUCAAAUUACAAUUUCGACGUGAUUGCUUACUACGGAACAAAUAAGGACGAUGUGAAAAAUGAUAUUAUCACUAACCCCAUUAAUAAUGUCAAAAAAAAGGAUUUUGAAAUAUUAAAUGAAAAACGUAUCAUACAAAGCAAAACAUCGACUGUGACUAGAGAAACUGAUGAAAACACUGCCGGUAGUACUAAUAGUACUAAUUUAUUUUUGAUAAAUUCUACGAUAAAUGGAAAGCGAAAAUUUGUGUUUGAGAGAUCAGCAAUUAUGGACUCGAGAAAAAAUAACGACGAGAUAAUGACAAAUUUUUCUAAUACAUCAUUUUCCUCGCAUGAACCUAUUGUUGACAAAAAUAUUAUCAAUUCUUUUAUUUUACGUAAUAAUUCUUGGAUGAGUUACGGUGAAUUUAAAAUUCUACCAAAUUUCUUAAAUACCAAGGAGCAAAACAUUCAAACGCGAUCAUCGGAAGUCGCAUCAUUAAAUGAAGAUAUCGAUACAAAGGUGAAAUCAACCAUCAGUGAAACUGUAUCAAUGCAAAUGGCGGAUAGCAAUAAAAAUGAAAAACUUUCAACACAAGUUAAUGAAGAUCCGUAUGAAAAAAAGAAGAUAUUACUAGAAUUGAAUGCCAAUAGUAAAUUGAUUGCCGCACCAGGAACAACGCACAGAGUGCUUUUUGAUGCAUCGAAUAAUUGCAUCCUUCCGGUUAGAUAUGUGUUUCGAGCGAGAAGUUCGUCAUUCAGAAUCGUCAAUGUUCAGCCAUAUUUCAUGUUCUUAUAUCCGGGCCAAACAGAUCAAGUAGCUGUUGAUAUUUUUGUUCCGUCAGGAAGCCAAGAGACGAUCAAUACCCUUUCAUUAUUUAUUUUUGGUACAGAAAUAUCCGAAAAAACAGUAAAUAUUUAUGUUCAAAAUGCAUUUUCCAAGUUCAAUGACAAUGUAAAACCGACAAUCGAGUAUUCAUUCAAUAGCAACUGCGCUGGUAAAUUGGACAAAGAUCGUUGUGAAAAAACACUUUGGAGUGCUGAUAUCACUGUUCAAGACUAUGACUCAGGUUUGAAACGUUUAAUAGCGAUUCCAAAUGGAGUAUAUUCACGUACUAAUUACAUUAGUGGCACAAAAGACCGUGUUACAUUUUAUUAUUUGGCUACGUGCUGCAUAACAACAGCCACAAUUACAGCAAUAGACAUAGCUGAAAAUCAGUAUACUCGUAGCAUUGAUGUAACAGCAUGGAACAAUUUGGAAACUGGAGAAAUAGCAGCUAUUGUACUUGGUGCGCUAUUUCUUCUUUUUCUUUUAAUACUUCUUAUUGUAGGAAUAGUUUACUGUGUUCGUAAAAGGAAAAGUGAAGAUCUACCUUACACACAAAGAUACGGUUCUAGACAGCCUCCUCGAGCCGAAAGAACAAGCUUCUAACUGUGCUUGUGAGAAUCAACUGUAAUAUCGUUAUAAUCUGACCAUCAAUCUCAAUCGUAUCAUAAAAACUGUAAAUGAAACUUUUUAAAUAUUAUUGUGUGUGUGUAUAAAUAAAGUAUUUUAUUAAUUUA